Messenger RNA from Ambispora gerdemannii, 1512 nucleotides. Lineage: Eukaryota; Fungi; Glomeromycota; Glomeromycetes; Archaeosporales; Ambisporaceae. The record is from the annotation of a GenBank genome assembly.
AUGAACGUUACUUCCAACUCAUCACAUGAUAUAAAAACCGUUAACAUUGUUAACGAUCAAGAUUCAGCGGAGCUGGCACAGCCAAGAUUAUCACAUAAUACAGAAAUCAUUAACAAUAUCUCGCAGGAGCAAGUACAGAAAAGUAUUACGAAUCCCACUGAAGAUUUAACCUUAGUAAGCGAAUUCGUACAAGGUUUGUUACAGGAAUUCUCCUCACCUGGCACACAACUUUGGGAAUCUAUAGAGUUCUGCAAUCUCGCAACUGCAUCAGUAAGUCUCCAGAAGCUCGCCCAUUUGUUUUAUCAAGCGAAUACUGCAAGGAAAAAUUCGAUCAAAGCAAAACGAGAAGAGAUUUCUUCUUGGGGUUGCUACUCUGAAAGAUACGAGGACAAGGUCAUAGAGGUUAGGUCUGAAGAUAAGAAUCUUACGGAUAAGACUGCAAGGAGCCGGAUUUAUAAUGAAAUGAGACCAUACCUUACAGGCAUUUCUGAUGGGUAUUUACGUGUAAUGACUUGUAAAGCAAGAAAAAUUAAUAAGUUAUUUGGAUAUGAAUACGAUCCUGUAACUCUGAAAAAGAUUAAUGGUAUAGGAUGGCAUAUGGUUAAUCGGGUCACUUGUAGUGCUGACAGCAUUUCAAGACUCACUAAUCCCCAAAUUCGAUACAUUAUAGAUUAUGUGACUUCAAAAACCGUUAACAUUGUUAACGAUCAGAGUCAUGUGACUUCGAAAACGGGGGAUAAUCAACCUCAUGUAACUUCAAAAUCUGAGGUAAGUGUCUCAACUACACCUAUUCCUUCGUCACAAAUCUUCAAUUCUAUUAGCUCGAAAAAAAUAUUAGAAUCCAAAGUCAGUAUGCCAUCCAAAUCCCAGGCCUCUGACUCUUCUGGUUCGAUAACCAAGAUAAGUUUACCACUAAUCUCUCAACCCAGAAAGAUUAGGCCAUACAGUGCUCGCGCUUCCUAUAUCAACACGAUAUUGAAAGAUCAUUCUUACCUAUCCUUGCGACAUAGUAAUCCUCGUAGUGACAGCUAUGCAUUUGAUAGUUUGGGAGCUGCCGGUCCUGUUCCCCAGAUAGCUUCGUCGGAUGUGAUUUUUAACUAUGAUUGCUUUGCAAUCGCCUCUAGUAAUACAUAUCUUACUGAAUAUCAGUACAUAGUGCACCUAUUUUGGAGAAAUGACACUACUAGCUUCGCUAAAUCAUAUGCUUGUACAAUACCUGAAUCAUUAGCAACCCAAGCUUGGAAUGCAAUGAGAAAUGAUAAUAUUCCAGAUGAUAAGAAAUUUCUAGGUUUAACUAGUCGUAAAGUGAAAAAUCCUCAAACUCGAGAUCAAUUCAAUCAGUGGAAAGCUGAGAAAAUUGCUAUGUAUAAAAAAUAUAAUAGCCCACAAAUGCUUAGUUUCUUUCAUAAUAGUAAAUAUGAAGAAUAUUACAUUCCAUACGAUUGGAUAGGUAGAAAGAAAAACCAAUUACGAGAUAGAUUUAGUAAGCAUCUCCAACAAUUAGAAGUGUAA